UUAAAAAAUUUGGGAAGAGGAAUGAACCUCCAUGAUCAUAAAAAUGUCGUCUUCUCUGAAACCCUCUUCAUCGUACACGAUCCGAAAGCGGAACCCAGAUCCGAAAACAUGCGCCCUGUUAGUGAUCGACAUGCAGAACUACUUCUCCUCGAUGGCCACUCCGAUCCUGGCGGAGGUGAACGCGAAGAUCGCCCUCUGCCGCGGCGCCUCCAUGCCCGUGAUCUUCACGCGCCACCGCCACGACCCCCGCUGCCCCGGGUCCGGCGACAACGGCAUGCUGGAGGAGUGGUGGUCGGGCGAGGUGGUGAUGGACGGGACGUGGGAGUCGGAACUGAUGGAGGGGUUGGGGCGCGUGGGGCGUGACGUGGUGGUGGAGAAGAGCACUUACAGCGCGUUCAGGAAGACGGGGUUGGAAGAGAGGCUGGUGGCGAUGGGCGUGAAGGAGGUGAUUGUGAGCGGCGUCAUGACCAACCUCUGCUGCGAGACCACUGCGCGUGAGGCCUUUGUCAGAGGCUUUAGGGUUUUCUUCUCCACCGACGCCACUGCCACCUCUGAUGCUCAUCUGCAUCAAGCCACUCUCAACAACUUGGCUUAUGGCUUUGCUUACUUGCUCGAUUGUCAGAGCCUCAAACAAGCCCUUUCUGCUCCCAACUAAUUUUCUUAUUAAGAGACACUUCUAAACUUGUAUGUAUAGAGCUCGUGUUGUAAUGUGCAGCACUUAGUUUAUCACUAUAUAUAGAGACUACGGCACUCUAUAUUGAUGCACUUAGAUUUAAAAAUGUGGAUCUUACAUUCCCUCUUCUGUGUCUGGCUAUUUAUGUGUUUUCGUGUUUGA
Messenger RNA from Cajanus cajan (pigeon pea), 835 nucleotides. RefSeq names its product nicotinamidase 2. The record is from RefSeq and is a predicted model, not a curated record. NCBI's taxonomy places the organism in Eukaryota, Viridiplantae, Streptophyta, Magnoliopsida, Fabales, Fabaceae.